CUUCCAGUGGCAAGAAAAGCCGCCCAGCUAGCUGGUCCAACCAGCCAUUUUUAUUGUACUGCAUGCCAUUGCUGGCACAGGUCGACUUGUGGUAGAAUAGAUGUUUGCUCUGCAGAUUGGGUUCUUUGUGACAAGGACGAAAUGUGCCGCCUUGCCGAGCUGUGGAAGAACGCUGGAACCUCUACUGAACGCAACAAGUUAUUUGCAUCACACGGGGUGCAAUGGUCAACGCUUUGGAGACUACCGUACUGGGAUCCCUCUUGUCAAGUCAUCAUUGACACCAUGCAUUGUCUACUUGAGGGUCUCGCACACGAUCAUUUCUGUGAAUUUUUGGGCCUUACAGCUGAUUUGGCGCAGCAAAAUACCCCUGAAGUCAUGGAACACAUUGUUAAUGUCAUUCAAACCACGGAUGUGCCGUCCUCAUUGAGAUCAGUCCCAUACAACUUUGGAGAAGCAAAAGCUGGAACCCUAAAGGCAGACGAAUGGCGCACUCUGACGACCGUAUACUUGCCCAUAGCAUUGGUUAGCUUGUGGAACGAAGGAUCUCAACAUCGCACUUCAGAAGUUGCAGCCAAUCAUUGUGCCAUCCUUGAUCACACCAUGUCCCUUGCCAGUGUCUCUGCGGUACAUAUUGCAUGUCUGCCAUUCAUGACAGUUGCUCGAGCACAAGCAUAUCAUGGAUACAUUGUGGCAUGGAUACGAGAUUUGCAGGUUUUACAUCCCCAUGCACCCCAUUGUACUAAUGGCCACAUGGUGUUGCACAUCUGGGACUAUUUGCAACUCUUCGGUCCUGUGAGGUCAUGGUGGUGCUUCCCAUACGAGCGCCUCAUUGGGCAACUGUAG
This is a messenger RNA of Suillus plorans, 843 nucleotides long. RefSeq lists its product as uncharacterized. The record is from RefSeq and is a predicted model, not a curated record. Lineage: Eukaryota; Fungi; Basidiomycota; Agaricomycetes; Boletales; Suillaceae. The transcript is spliced from 2 exons. The annotation marks the transcript as partial.